AUGUCCACGGCACAACUUGUCUGGCUUAUAACGGGGGCGUCCCAGGGUUUCGGGCGUAGACUCGUUCAUGCAGCGCUGUCUAGGGGAGACAAGGUGAUAGCUACGUCUCGCAGCAUCGAGAAAGUCCACGACCUAGUGCAGCAGGCUGCUGCGCGCUCCGAGGUGCUCGCCGUCCUGACCCUCGACGUAACGUCCGAGAGGCGAGUCAUAGAAGAUGUAGUCGAUGAGGCCGUUCGUAUAUGGGGACGCAUCGACGUGUUGGUGAACAAUGCUGGGUACGGUUACCCAGGUCUUGUGGAAGAGGGUGGAACUGAUUGGAUAAGACUGCAGUUCGAGACCAACUUCUUCGGAUUAAUGGAAGUGACUAAUGCCGUGUUGCCGCACAUGCGAUCUAAACGGAAAGGAACUCUAGUCAACAUGGGGAGUAGGUCGGCUUGGAAGCCAGAAAUACCUUUUAUAGGGCCUUAUUCGGCGUCCAAAGCAGCGGUUCACGCUAUCACCGAGACGCUCUCCGUCGAGCUUGCGCAAUUUGGUAUCCAUGUCCUACUCGUCGAACCGGGAGGCUUUUUGACAGAAGGAGCCUAUGGGUACCCUCCCUUCCAGGAUCCCGCCAAGAUGAUCCCAGACUACGACGAAAUGCGUACACAAGCCGCAAGUGGGUUCGCUACGAUCCGGCAGGGUAUCAGAGGGGAUCCUGAUAAAGCGAUGAACGCCCUCGUGGAUGUAGUCAGAGGGGAAGGAGUUGCACAGGGGAGGGAGUGGCCGGGGUAUUUGAUACUAGGAGAAGACGUGGAGGCUGAUAUUAAAAGAAAGAUGAAGAAGAUGGAGAGUGUUUUGGACACAUGGUCAGAUGUUACGAGAGGGGUCAACCUCGAGCCUUGA
Pleurotus ostreatus (oyster mushroom) is the source of this 882-nucleotide messenger RNA. RefSeq lists its product as uncharacterized. The transcript has 5 exons. The coding region runs from base 1 to 882 and encodes 293 amino acids. NCBI's taxonomy places the organism in Eukaryota, Fungi, Basidiomycota, Agaricomycetes, Agaricales, Pleurotaceae. The record is from RefSeq and is a predicted model, not a curated record.